CAGGAGAAGAUGGCAUACAGCGACGAGGAGCUUAACGGCCCCAACUCUGACGAGGUCUCGGAUGCCUCCGAUCCCGAUGAGAGCAGGAAGCAUCUCGCUCCUUUCCAACGCAAACCGUACAGGAAGAGGGACAAGUCGAAGAUUAUCAUCACCCAGGGCAUCACCGUAUCCGGCCCGUCAAGAAAGUUGGGCGAGGUCGUUCAGCUACCUGAGAUCUGAGCUCAGCACAUGGAUGAACCAGUCGGCGCUGCAUCAAGCGAGACUCUCGCAGCACAAUGACGACGUGAAGCAACGGAGGGAGGGAGGGAAGGAGGUCUUCAGUGUAAUUUACGAUAACGUGAACAUUUUCCGUAAAGCCCAAGGGUUGUUCC
Molecule: messenger RNA, 371 nt
Organism: Guillardia theta CCMP2712
Lineage: Eukaryota; Cryptophyceae; Pyrenomonadales; Geminigeraceae
Exons: 1
Coding region: 10-219 (69 amino acids)
Source: RefSeq, a predicted model, not a curated record